AUGUCUCCCCCUAAAGCGUUCGACUUCACAGGCGAAGUCGCCAUCAUAACGGGUGCUGGCUCUCGGAUGAAAGGCGAGGUUGGCAACGGUAGUGCUACGGCAUUGCUACUUGCUCGUCAUGGAGCCAAGGUAGCCAUCGUAGACCGCAACCUAGAUGCAGCUGAGGAAACCAAAAGAAUGAUUGAGAACGAGGGUGGUAAGGCCGAGGUGGUUCAAGCCGAUGUGACAGUGGAUGCAGACUGCAAAGCAGCCGUUGCUAGAACUGUCGAGUUGUUCGGGAAGGUAGACAUCCUCGUGAACAUUGUUGGUAUCGGAGGCGCCCAGGGAACGGUCGAGAAAGUGAGCUUCGAAGAAUUCAAUCACGACUUCCACUAUAAUGUUACAAGCAUGGUCCUUAUGUCGGGCUAUGCUGUGACCGAGAUGCGCAAGAACGGACGAGGUUCGAUCGUCAAUAUGAGCUCUGUAUGUGGCUUGACCGCCGGGAGCCCUUCAGUCUUCUAUCCAACCGCCAAAGGCGCCAUUGUGCAGAUGACGCGGGCCAUGGCUGGUCAUCACGGCCCCGAGAACAUUCGUGUUAACUGCGUCUGUCCGGGAAUGGCCUACACGCCCAUGGCCCGUAGUCGUGGCAUGACCGAAGAUAUGCGCAUGGAGCGCAAAAACCUGGCGUUUCUCAAAUACGAAGGGACUGCGUGGGACAUUGGAAAUGCCAUCAUGUUCUUGUCCAGCAAAGAAGCAAGAUGGAUUACCGGUGCGAUUCUGCCUAUUGAUGGAGGGUAUACUGCUGGAAGAACAGAUCAUCCCAAAAUGGGAAUGUCCAUGGAUGCUGCCCCGGGACAUAAGUAG
Neoarthrinium moseri is the source of this 843-nucleotide messenger RNA. RefSeq lists its product as uncharacterized. The transcript is spliced from 4 exons. Gene Ontology annotation, molecular function: oxidoreductase activity, acting on the CH-OH group of donors, NAD or NADP as acceptor. NCBI's taxonomy places the organism in Eukaryota, Fungi, Ascomycota, Sordariomycetes, Amphisphaeriales, Apiosporaceae. The coding region runs from base 1 to 843 and encodes 280 amino acids. The record is from RefSeq and is a predicted model, not a curated record.